Messenger RNA from Poecilia reticulata (guppy), 4966 nucleotides. It is a transcript of the gene kcnj3a, whose product is annotated as potassium inwardly rectifying channel subfamily J member 3a. Gene Ontology annotation, biological process: potassium ion import across plasma membrane; regulation of monoatomic ion transmembrane transport. Gene Ontology annotation, cellular component: plasma membrane. The record is from RefSeq and is a predicted model, not a curated record. Gene Ontology annotation, molecular function: G-protein activated inward rectifier potassium channel activity. NCBI's taxonomy places the organism in Eukaryota, Metazoa, Chordata, Actinopteri, Cyprinodontiformes, Poeciliidae.
CUGUGUCUCUAUGUGGUACCACUAGGCAACCGUGGGCGCAUCACUGGAUAUGCAAAAGUGCGCAGGAGCCGAGCAAAGAAAUCGAAGCAAAAGAAAGGGACGAAAGCARCCAAAAGGAGCAUCUGUUGGAUCUUUGUAUCAGUGGAACAAUGAGAAACCCGUCGAUGUUCCCAUAAGAAGGAAAGGAAAAGCUGCAGGAAAAGAGCCCUGGCGAUCGAGCAUCCAAAAAUGACGACAGCGGGACGGUGAUAUUAUUCUUCUUCCUCUUUUUCUUCUUCUCAUCAAGCUCUCUCUAUAUUUUUUUUUACCCUAUGCCUGGAGUUUAUCUCAUGUGCGCGCAGAGCACAAAGGAAAGGACUGGGAAACCGAAUGAUCUCCAACGCAGUCGCCAGUGCGCGCAGGGAGGUUUCGUUUAAUUGAAUCGAAUAAUUACGCAGAGACGUUUAUAUUAUUUGUGUUUUACAGAGCGCAGGGAGAGAGGGGGGAUUUAAGUUUCCAAUGAAAACUUACUGCGAGUGCGGCUCCUGAGCAAGUCGGUUAAAGCCUCAGCUUUCAAGGGGGAGAGAGAUGAGUGAUUCACGACGCAGUAACUGAUAAAGCUGUAAAACCUGGACUGCGACUGGCGCGUUUGGAUACCUCAUCCUUGAGAGUCUCUAUUUAUUUAAUUUUUAUUUAUUUAUUUCUGAUGGCUUCUUAUCAAGUCAUGCAUUAUUAAGAUUUCAUGGCUAUAGAGAGUAGCAACAGUGCUGUGUGGAGAAAGAGGACAGUAGAAGUCUAACAGGAGGGGUAAAGACAUCAUACUUUUCCAAACAGGAGACAUUGCGCACGGCUGCAGCAACUACCAGACUUUUUUUUUUUUUUUUUUUUGAAGAACACUGAAUCCUUUGGUAUUUCUUUCUGUCAUCGUAGUAUGUCUGCACUUCGAAAGAAAUUUGGGGACGAUUAUCAGGUAGUGACCACCUCCUCCAGCGGGUCCGGAUUCAAUCAGCCUCCCCCAGAGAAAAAGAAGAAGAGGCAACGCUUUGUGGACAAGAACGGACGUUGCAACGUCCAGCAUGGGAACCUGGGCGGUGAGACCAGCAGGUACCUCUCGGACUUGUUCACCACGCUGGUAGACUUGAAAUGGCGCUGGAAUUUGUUCAUCUUCAUCCUCACCUACACGGUGGCUUGGCUCUUCAUGGCCUCCAUGUGGUGGCUCAUCGCCUACAUCAGAGGAGACCUCAACAAAGCGCACAACGACAAGUACACUCCGUGUGUGGCCAACGUGUACAACUUUCCCUCUGCCUUCCUGUUCUUCAUAGAGACCGAGGCCACCAUAGGCUACGGCUACAGAUACAUUACAGACAAAUGCCCCGAGGGGAUCAUUCUGUUUCUGUUCCAGUCCAUCCUCGGAUCGAUCGUCGACGCGUUCCUGAUCGGCUGCAUGUUCAUCAAGAUGUCUCAGCCCAAGAAGAGGGCAGAGACGCUGAUGUUCAGCGAGCAUGCGGCGAUCUCCAUGCGUGAUGGGAAACUCACUCUUAUGUUCAGGGUGGGAAACUUGCGUAACAGCCAUAUGGUCUCUGCACAGAUCCGCUGCAAAUUGCUCAAAUCUCGUCAGACUCCUGAGGGCGAGUUUCUUCCACUGGAUCAGCUGGAGCUGGACGUAGGUUUCAGCACUGGGGCUGACCAGCUCUUCCUCGUCUCGCCACUCACGAUCUGCCACGUGAUCGACACCAAAAGCCCCUUCUACGACCUCUCACAAAGGUCCAUGCAAACGGAGCAGUUUGAAAUCGUGGUGAUACUUGAAGGCAUCGUGGAGACCACAGGGAUGACCUGCCAGGCGAGGACGUCGUACACGGAGGACGAGGUUCUCUGGGGACACCGGUUCUUUCCUGUCAUCUCCUUGGAGGAGGGCUUCUUCAAGGUGGACUACUCUCAGUUUCAUGCCACGUUCGAGGUCCCUACUCCUCCCUAUAGCGUGAAAGAGCAGGAGGAGGCCCUCCUUCUGUCCUCGCCCCUCAUGGCGCCCUCCCUGUGCAACAGUGGGGAGAAAAACAGCUCCCUGGACUGCCUGGAGACGCUGGAGGACAAUGACAGCACCACCAAGCUGCCUACCAAGCUGCAGAAGAUCACGGGCCGGGACGGUCUGCCCAAGAAACUGCUGAGGAUGAGCUCCACCACCUCAGAGAUGACUUACAGCUUCGGAGACCUGCCCAUGAAGCUGCAGCGAAUCAGUUCGGUCCCCGGCGUCUCUGAUGACAAACAGGCUGGGAAGGCCUCCAAGAUCAGCACAGAGCCCAUCAGUAAGUCGGUGGCGGACUUGCCCCCGAAGCUGCAGCGACUAGCUGGGGGAGGAGGCGGGAGGAUGGACGSACACUUGCCACCUAAACUUAGGAAAAUGAACUCGGAUCGCUUUACAUAAAAGCACACAACAAAUUUUAACUCCUGCUAUCUCCUUUUUUUCUGAACCUGAAAUCCUUGUACUAUUCCGUAUUUAUUAACGGACAAUAUUCUUAUAUUAAAGGAGCUGUAGAAUAUGUGCACAAAUACCUUAUAUAAAGUAGGGGGAUGGAAAUGAGCACAUUUGUCCCUGGAUGUAAGUGUUCUUGCUCUAAUGAAAGACCUCAGAUUUAUUUAUUUUUCUUUCUCUUUCUGUUUAUUUUUCCUUUCUUUUUUUCUUUUUUAGGAUGAUGUACAAUUAGCACAAUCUGGCAUGUAAGAAGCGACGCAUGUAGAACCGAAUCUCAGUUUCUGGCAUGACAAUUUGUUGAUUUCACAAAACAAAAAGACCAAAAAAAAAAAAACAAAAAACUAUUUCAUUAGUGAAUUUACAGACAGUGGACAAUUGCACAAAGCCAUAUGAUUUACACCACUGAAAACUUACAUUACACUGGUUCUAAUCUGUAGUGAAGAAAGGCACAUGUUUGUUUUGAGUUGAUUGCUUUUGUUGUUUACUGUAAAAUUGUGGCAAUGUUACGUUGGUUGCAUGCUCCUCUUACUGACUUAGCUAUACAAAGGUAAUAGACAAAGAUGUUUAGCCUUAACUAUAUUACCUUGUUCCCAUUUUCAUGUUUGUUCACAGCUGUAUUUUUUGGUAUUUCAUAUACAGACUAUUUUACCAUGUGCGCUUUAAAGAUUUUAUCUGAUUGAAUACAGAAAGUGCUGCUAGAUGAUGCAUACUAUAUUUACAAAUGCGUUAUUAGCGUCAGUAAAACUGGGCACAACGAUACGCAAUUUUCACUUGCUUAUUAAUGUAACACUUAAGUUGAAAUACUCUAUAGCUGUAACCGAUAAGCACAAAACAAUCAUAUGAAUCCUUAAGAUGUUAGAAAGCCUUUCUUGUCUCAUCAUAUACCAAAAUGCAAUCUUCAGUAAGUCAGUGCCGCUUUAACAAGGGCACCACUAGAUUUUCAACUUACGUGUUACCGGUUAGAUUUGGUGGGCCUGUAAAAAAAAAAAAAAUUGAAAUAAUYUUCGUUUUUAGGGACCAUAAUAUUCCUCCUUUGUGAUGAAAGCAAUAAUAUUAUAAAAACUACAACCUACAGCCACAGGGUCUACCACGCCCCCUAUGAUUGUUUUGUUUACUCGAUCUGUGCCAUGAAAUCUGAUUUUCUCUAAAUGCAUCAAAGACAUUGUAUGAUAACUGAUCUAUUCAGGAAUAAAGAUCUAACGUAACUAUUUAGUAUSUUGGUACUUGGUGGAAGAUAUUUGGUGCGUUGCAAGUUUAAUGAAUGCAUUACUGCCGGCUGAUUGCAAGAGGUAAUAAUCAGAAAUUCAAAAAAUAUACAUAUUUGUGUAUGUAUGUGACUUGUUUGCAGCUCCCAGCAUUUUAUUUUUUUUUGUGGUCUCUAACAGAUUUUCUUUCAAUAUUGUCCAGGAUUUAGCUCCAUCCAUCUUCCCAUACACUCAGACCAGCUUUCAUGUCCCUCCUGAAGGAAAAAAGCCACAGAAUAAUGCUGCCACUAUGGCCAUUAAACACUCUAUGUGUUCAAGAUUAUAAGCAUUAUUACUUUUCAGUCAUAAAUCCAUUACCAAAAUGCAAAAACCUCUUAUCUGCAGCAUUGUCUGAUUGGUSGAUUUAACUUGGAGGGCCAAGUUAUAAUUGCACUCUGCUCCAGUCUUAUCCAUGAAAAUCCCUCUCAUUGUUGGGGCAAAAUAGUCACCUGAUUAAAAAAAACUACCAUCAGGUUUACUGGGAAGACAUUGGAGCAAAAUAAGAACCAUUUUUCAGAGAGAAAAUCUUGCAAUUUGAUCAUCAAUUUAGCAUUGUACRAGUAGCCCUAAAAUAUCUUUUUGKUUUACUCAUCUCUCACCUAACUCUUCUUGUUAGUUGCUUCUCCAAUUAAUACUCUCAAUACCCAGUGUUUCAAGUUCGGUGGACAGGGAUGUCGUCACUGGCUUGCUGUCGUGUAAACGCUUUACAUUUUUGAAUAACAGAUUGAACAGUGCAUUUUGUGAUGUUUAAAGUUUAGGACUUUGUUUUAUAACCUAACCCUGCCAGAAACUUCUCCACAACUUUAUCUCUGACAUGUCUUCACGACACUGUUUAUUCACUAAUGUUUUCUGAACCCUUCACAGUCAGCUGGAUUUAUGGGAUUGAAUYGCAACUMAGUGGACUGUCUUUUACAAAUAGGUGAUUUAUUUGUUUAUUUCAUUUACAGUUCGAAAUGAACAUGUCAGCAUAAACAAAGUUCUGGAUGAAAAGGMGUAAUUUGACGAAAGAAAAUCUUAAUCUAUUUUUGAAGCAACUGGUUGAACUGUAUUUAUUUUGGGGUAUCAGAGUAACAGAAGUUAAACACAAAUGCAGACUUUUCAUAAUUUUAUUUGUACCAUAAUUUCUGGACUAUUAGCAGCUACUUUUUCCACACUCUUUGAAUACUGUGAUGCGGCUGAUGUUCGGCUUUGUAACGUGUUUCAAAAAGCUGGACUGCUGCGUGAUGAAGAGGACAGCACAAGCUCAAGAGAAAGACAAAAGUGACAUUGGCAU